ACCAAAACAAAAAAAUCGAAAACAAAAAACAAUAUUAGUCAAAAGAAAAACCACAAAAUCGAUGCCUGUGAACAUAUUUAUAAAAUACAAUAAAAGCACUUAUCCCAAAAAGAGAACGAGAAAGCCAAGGAGAGAGGAGAGAGAGCAAGAAAACACUGAGAGAAACACAUAUAUUUAAUUGCAUUAAAUAGCCAUAAGAGUAACUUAGUUGAAAGUCCAGUGAAAAUCCAUCAAAAUGCGCUUCACCUACAAUCAGUAUAAACAUUACGAGUCCGGUUAUCGGAUUCCAUCCAAAAUGCAUAAUCUGAGCCACCACAACAACAACAAUAACAAUUCGGGGGGUGGCAACAACAGCAAUAACAAUAAUAAUGGCCAUCAUUAUGCCCACCACAACAACAACAACAACAACAAUAAUGGAGGCAACAACAACACAAACUAUCAAGUGUAUCAGCAUCAUUACAAAAGCAACUUCGGCAUGAGGAUGACCAUGUCCACCAAUUCCACAAUGAGUUCGCGAAUACAUCGAAAGGGAUUUCGCAUACCAUCGAAAAGACAGCCGGGUAAGGGAUUGCCCGGCAAGCUCCACACCAUCACCAGGGCGGGUCCCGGGAAGAUAGUUCCUGGGAAGCGAAUACCACAGCGACCCCAUCCGCCGCCCUGCGACAAUUCCAAUGACAGCGGCCUCGGCUUCGAUCAGCACACGGAGCUGCGAUCCUCAGCGGGGGCGGGGGGCGUGGCCGAUCCGGUGGUCAACAGCAGCAGCGGCAGCAGCAACUCCGGCCAGCGGACCACGAGCGGUCUGCUGGUGAACAGUGCUCUGACCAACACAGUGGCUGCUGCAGCAGCCGCAGCAGCUGCUGCAGUGGCGAGCAACACGUUGCAGCAGCACCAGCAACACCAUCAGCAGCAGCAGCAACAGCAGCAGCAGCAGCAGCAGCAACAACAGCAACAGCAGCAACAUUCACCGCAGCAGCAUUUAAUACGAGCGAUACCUGUAUCAAGAUCGCGGCACGACAAGAAAAUGAUGGGCAGCCACUAUCUGGAGGAUCUGGAUCUGAUGUCGGCCUCCUCCUCGGAGGACUCGGCCGCCUCCACGCCGAUCAAUUUGGACGAGGACACGGGCUUCGUGAACGACAGCAAUUCGACGACUCCGAUCGGUGGCAAUAGCAAUUCGGCGGAUCCGUUUGGUGGCGUCUUCCAGGCAACCGAAGCGGCCGUUGCGGCAGCCGUAAAUGCAUUCAACCUGCAACAGCAGCAGCAACAGCAGCAACAGCAACAGCAGCAGCAGCAACAGCAGCAGGUGCAACAGCAACAUCAUGUGCAACAGCAGCAACAGUUCCAGUACAACGGAUUGCUGUUGCAGCAACAGCAGCAACAUCAUCAUCCGCAUCACAGCAACAACAACAACAACAACAAUCAUCAUCGGCAUGGGAAGCACAUCAAGCGGAAGAAACUGGAGUGCAACCAAGUGGAAUUGGACAACGAUGAUGCGUGCAGCGAGGAUGAGUUCAUCCGCAAGAUUGCCAGCUCGGUGGCUGUGGCAUCAUCAUCUCCAUCUGCUGGAUCCCCAGUGGAUGCCACGCCACCUCCUCCUGUUGCCGCCCCUGCAACUGCCACGCCCACUGCCAGCCUUCUACCACGAAUCAACAACAACAACAUUGAGACAAAAUUCAUUUCGGCCAGGAAUGUUACCCGCGUGGCCAACAAGCGCCAGCCGACGACUCCGCUGAACAGCAUUGCGAGCUCCAACGAUGGCCAGGUCCAGUUGGAGAUCGUUUCCCAGCCGGAGCAACAGCACCGGGCCCGCUACCAAACGGAAGGCAGUCGCGGAGCAGUCAAGGAUCGGAGUGGCAACGGAUUCCCCAUCGUUCGGCUCACCGGCUACGACAAGAACGCCGUGCUGCAGGUCUUCAUUGGCACGGACAUCGGCAGAGUGGCGCCGCACAUGUUCUACCAGGCGUGCAAGGUGGCUGGGAAGAAUUCCACACAGUGCAACGAGAAGAAGGUCGACGGCACCAUGGUCAUCGAGAUCGAUUUCAAGCCCGAAACGGACAUGACCAUCACCUGCGAUUGCGUUGGCAUCCUGAAGGAACGCAAUGUGGAUGUGGAGCACCGCUUUCCGGAGCAUCUGGCGCAGAAGAACAAAAAGAAGUCCACCCGCUGCCGCAUGGUGUUCCGCACCCAAUUGACCCGCGACGAUGGCACCACCGAGACCCUCCAAGUCUGCUCGAAUCCCAUCAUCUGCACUCAGCCACCUGGCGUGCCGGAGAUCUGCAAGAAGUCACUGAACUCGUGUCCCGUUGACGGCGGACUCGAGCUGUUCAUCAUCGGCAAGAACUUCCUGAAGGACACGCAUGUGGUGUUCCAGGAGACCUACGACAGCGUCAACGGCGACGAUCCCGCCACCGAGAUUGCGGUGCGCCAGCAGCUCAUCGGCGGCACCGCCGCCCUCUGGGAACAGAGCGUCCUGCCCGACAAGGAGUACCUCCAUCAGACCCAUCUGAUCUGCACCGUGCCGCCGUAUCUGCACCAGAGCAUCCUGAAGCCCGUCCCGGUGCAGGUGUCGAUUGUGUCGAGCGGCAAGAAGAGCGAGCCGCACACGUUCACCUACACGCCGAAGGGACAGUACACGACGCUGGCGGCGGCCAGCACGUUAAGUAACACAAUCCACGCCCAAGAUGUGAGCGGUUUCAUGGACACCACAACAGCGUCCAGUGCGAGUGGCUCGAGUGCCUGGACCUCGGCAGCGAAUGGCCAAUCGGUGACCGGCGACAAUGUGGAGGCGAAGCACGAGAUCGAUUCGGGCAUGAUGCCACCGCCGAUCACCACACAGAUACCGAUGGGCGUUCGCCGCUCCUCGCUGCCCAGUGUCACGCCCAUGAUCACCGACCAGCAGCUGGUCCAUCUCAAUGCGGUGGCCGCCAGUGCGGAGGCUCUGAAGACGGAACUCCUCGACGACAGCAAUUCGCACAGUCCCCUAACCGGCGAAUCGACGCCGGACAGCCCGAAUGCCGCCCUGCAGUACCAUCGCUUUGCGCGGAAGCCCAGUCUGGACACCAUCAUGUACGACCAGUCGAACAGUCUCCCCGGCUUCCCGGCCGUGGUGGCUCCCGCAACAGCGGCUGCCGUCGCCGCUGCCGUCGAUAUCGAUCCGGCUGCAGUGGCCGUUGCCGUCGAGCUGGCCGUCAAGAAUGAGAUUGUGAAGCAUGUGGUGCAGCAGCAUCAGCAGAUGCAGGAGCAAAUGCAGGAGCAGCAGCAGCAACAGCAGCAGCAGCAGCAGCAGCAGCAACAGCAACAGCAGCAACAAGUGCAAGUGCAGCAGCAACAGCAGGUGCACAAGUUCAUCGAUGAGCUGACCAAAUCCACCUCGGUGGUAACCAGCAAUGGAACGAGCGAGCCGGCUCUGUUCACCACCUCGGCGGUGAUCGAUCACGCUCUAACCGACAUCCUGCAGGCCAAGGUGGGCAUUGCACCGCCGAACGUGGUGCUCGAGCGGAGUUUGUCCCUGAGCUCCACGAACUCGAGCAGUUCGCUGAGCGGGAGCGAGCCAUCGCCGAACAGUUCACCCCUUACCCAGGAUAUCAUACUCAACUCGGAGCCGGCGGCCGCUUUGGCUGGAGCCGCUGCUCUGGGCGGACCGCCGCCGGUGGACGUGACCGGUGGCCUGUCCACCGACAUCAUCAUGAAUCCCGCCGUCUCACCCUCGACGAUUCUGUGCUCGGCCAAUGGCGCCGCCACCGCGGUGGUGCCCAACAUCCUGGCACCCCACCAGGUGACCAUGGCCAAUUCGAUCCUCAAUGAUAUUGCCAUGCAGCCGGAGCCCACUCAGCAGGAUGCGGCGGUGGCCGCUCUGGCGCUGAGCAACAUCAUGAUGAGUCCGCCGACGGCGGCAACGGGAGUUGUGGGCGUGGUCGAUGCACUGCCUCCGACUCCGGUGGCCAUGCAACCGGAGGUGGCAGCCACAGCCACUUCGACGGCGGUCAGCAACAUGAUCAUCAAGGCAGCGGCCGAUUUUAUAACCACGCAAGAGCAGGAGCAGCACCACUACCAUCAUCAUGGUCGCGUCCACUCGCAUUCACCGCAGGCGGCCGUCGGUGUGAGCGGCAAUCCCGCCGAGACGGCAGCCGAUCCGCUGGUGAACCUCCUGCUGAACCACUCGACCACACCGGAAACUGCGGCUGCAGCAGCUGCGGCCGUUGCCGUGGAAGCGGCCAACUUCCAGUCGCUGGGUCACAGCCAUCAUCCGCACCAUGGCCACCAUGGUCACGGUGGCCAUGGUCAUGGACAUGGACGCGUUGCGGGUCACGUGGCGAGCCACCAUCAUGGCCACCAUUUGCCGGUGGUGCCGCCGACACCACAAGAAUCUCUGAUCGUUGCGCUGGCCAGCGAGAAUGCGCUGCAGAAGUCGGUGGCCACCGCCGCGGUGACCACCAAUGGAGCGGUGAUGACGCAACAGGCCUCCGCUCCGAACACCGCCGGCAGCAUCCUCCCAGCGGCCGUGGGCGCGGUGGCAGCAGCGGCCGCCGUGGCGGUACAGCCGCCCAUUCCCCAGGAGCUGACCACGAUGUCCGACCAGGAUCUGAUCAGCUACAUCAAUCCGAGCACCUUCGAUCAGAUUUAAACGGCUUCAGAUCAACAAAUUAAACUACGUGGACUUGUUUUUUUUUUAAAUAACAAUAAAUGUCACUCCUAAACAGGCUUAGUCUUAAGUAUAAAUGUAGUAUAUAGAAAACACAAACACACACACACACACACUCGAUUUAGACGGAUUAAAGGUUUCAAUGUGGACCAACUUUUUGACCAAACGGAUUGACUAAAACCAGGAGAGCAAAAUGAAACCCACUAUAAAACACAAAACACACAUUAGUAGCUUUAACUUUGUUUACGUUUAGGAAUAAACCCUACUUUAAAUGAAUGCCUACAUUAAUUUUUUUUUUUUUUUUUUUUUUUUUUGCUAUUUUAAUAUUGAUUUUUGAAUAUAAUAAUCAACUUAUCUCAAAAGGUUAAAUUAAACGACUGCCAUAUACCUACGAAAUAAAAAUGAACUCCCGAAAGUGAAGAACUAAAACGGAAAAUUAAGAAUUCAAAUAUCAACCUUAAAAAUCAAAAAUUAAAGAAAGAACCAACUUUCAAUAAAAAAAAAAAAUGUUGAUUACACUUUUUGUUGGAAGAAACCCUAUUUUUCAUUAUGAAGUCUGAUUUGUAAACUUCCUUUUUAUUUGUUUGAGAAUUUAAGAUAUACUUUAUAUAAUAAAAGCCAAGCUGCACGUCUUGGCGUUAAAAGUUAAGCUAAAUUAAUUUUUGGGACAAACAACACAAAACAAAAAACACACAAAAAGAAAUUAUGAUUAUACAGUUAAUAAUUUAUAAACAAAAAGUACAUAUUAUGUGUAGCUACGAAUAUAAUGAAUAUGCGAGAAAUUCCAAAAGACUUUUUGAUUUAAAGAAAAUGCAAUUAUUAUUUUGUUUAUGGUUUAAUCAUUUUAUUUUAAAUUAUAUUGAAGGAACCCACAAAUAAAGAUGUAACUAAUGUUAUUACUAUUACUAUAAUUAUAUCGCUAUUAUUAUGCAUACCCUUAAUGUUGAUAGUUGUUAUGUGUAGCGUUGUAAGUCGAUAUCAGAUUUAUCCUAGCCCCUAGCCCUUUUAACCACUACGAAAUUAAGAACCUACAAAUCUGAAAAUAAGAAUGAACAAACCAACAACCAAACCGCUUUGAGGAAAAAACACGAUUUAGAAUAUUAUUGUACCGAUUAACGAUUAAAUGAACUUCAACACUUGUUACGACUACCCAAAAAAAAAAAAAAAAAAAAAAACAAGAUCGAGAGAACUCUGCAUUUGAAUGCCCAAUAACCAAACUACAAACUAUUUAUAAAAAUUUACAAAUAUUCCAACCACGAAUUUCGCCCACUCCCAAGAAUCGAACUAACUGAGAACCUAUAAAAUUAAAUGUUUUUUUUUUUUUGGUAUUAGCUUGAUACAUUUUAAACAAUUUGAUUGACAUACGUAAUCUAGAUGUUGAUAAAGUCGAUAAAUGUGUUAACCAAUCUCAGAGAUUGCAUAUUCCUCAUUAAAUUAAAUGUUACAGUCGAGUCAAUGAACGACAGAGAUAGCGAUACUAAGUGCAAGUGAGUAAGAGAGAGAGACAGAGAAACAGAAAGAAAGCGAGAGAGAGAGAGAGAAAGAAAGGGAUAGAAGAACCCGCGCUUAAGAAUUGUUAGUGUUAAAUGUUAUACACCUAUAUAUACAUUAUUUAUGCUAUAUAUACACACAUAUAUCUAACUUUACAAUGAAUAAAAUGAAUGUAUUUUUGAUGUUCUUAUUGCCCAAAGUGCAGAACCGAGAAACAACUGAAACUCCUGAAGAAAACAACUCCCAGAACUUUGUAACCGACCAUUCAAACGUAUCAAUUGACGAAAUUGCGAACCCCAAAUUCACACCAUCCCAAAUUGUCUAGGAAUGCCUAGAUAAUCCCUACAGAAACCAUAUUUAUCUGCUCGUUAUCUCUUUUUAUGUGAAUAAAAAAUGAAAUCUUUCAAAAAGAAA
This is a messenger RNA of Drosophila ficusphila, 6544 nucleotides long. It is a transcript of the gene NFAT, whose product is annotated as nuclear factor of activated T-cells, cytoplasmic 1. Bases 236 to 4621 code for a protein of 1461 amino acids. Lineage: Eukaryota; Metazoa; Arthropoda; Insecta; Diptera; Drosophilidae. The transcript is spliced from 11 exons. The record is from RefSeq and is a predicted model, not a curated record. Gene Ontology annotation, biological process: regulation of transcription by RNA polymerase II. Gene Ontology annotation, cellular component: transcription regulator complex. Gene Ontology annotation, molecular function: DNA-binding transcription factor activity, RNA polymerase II-specific; RNA polymerase II cis-regulatory region sequence-specific DNA binding; transcription factor binding.